CCAAAAAAUCUGGGGCUGUGGGUUAUGUAUGUGCAACGAGCCAAAGGAGGAGUGAUCUUCAUACUGAAACGUGAGGAGAGCAGGGUGUGUGUGUGUGUGUGUGUGUGUGUGUGUGUGUGUGUGUGUGUGUGUUUGGCUAAAUCAGACCUGCUCUUAUUCUGCUUGAGUGCUGGAUUGGAUUGGGAUCAAUGAGACGCUCUGGCUUUAUGGUCUGGGGAGAAAUGCAGUCAUGUGAAGUUGGCCUGUUGCCGAGCUGGGUGGAAGAGAACCUGCUGCUGCUGCGCAGAAGAUAGACUUCAUGACGGCGCUCCAGGUGAUCCUUCUCACACUCCCACGACACCAGCGAGCGGUAAGCGGCUAAAGAUGGUCUUCUUAACCCGCCGUUUGUUGACAGCCCGGGUUCGGGGCUUUACGGGAGGAGAAAGCGGCGUUUGAACACACUUGCGAAAGUGGGGGAAUAAAACGAGCGGAGGUGUGUCACCUGGAUGGUGCACGCGCCGACUUUUCAGCUACCUGUCGAUAACCUCGAGUCAUUAUGGUUAUUCAGAAAAGCGUCCAGUUUCAGCUGACCUGUAAUCUGUGCCGAGGCAGCCACAAAACUCAGGUGUGGCUUUGUUUCUUAAUUCUGAGCUUCUUGAGCACGUGCCAUAGUGCCCCCUCUGUGUCUGAAAUAAAAGAUCUACGGACCAGUUUGAGCAACCUGAAGCUUUACAUUGAGAGGUCUACUGCCAUACUGUACACCCCAACAGUUCAAUUUCAAGACAAGUGUAAGAACAUGAUACUCAGAUGUUACAUGUUGGAGUUAAUGGUGAUACUUUAUGAAGAAGAAAUUCCAGAUUCUGAAGGACAAUUCAUCUAUCAUUUCAAUCAGUCACUGAGCCCUGAGAUUGGCUGCCCACCAUGUGAAACAUACAAUCCCCAAAAUAGUGAAACAUUCUUUAAAAGCCUAAAGAAUGUUUUGGAAAAGCUAUUAGUUGAGUAUGAACACUAAAACGGUGUGAAUACUGUAGGACACCCAUGUGUAUUUGUGUAUAUAUGUAAAUAAAAUGUAUGUUUAUAGUUUUCACAUAUUGUACUGUAACCAUAAAACCUGUGGACAAGCUAUGUAAUGUUAAAUGCUUUUUGUAUACCAAGAAUUAAUAUAUUUAGUUUUAACCUCCUGAAUGUAUCAGCCUAUUCUGUUGUACAGCUGUUAUAUUGUAUGCACAUAUUGUGUAAUCUUAAGGACAUUGUUAAAUGCUGCAGAGUAUAAAGCUUAUGG
Nothobranchius furzeri (turquoise killifish) is the source of this 1261-nucleotide messenger RNA. RefSeq names its product interleukin 15 (gene il15). NCBI's taxonomy places the organism in Eukaryota, Metazoa, Chordata, Actinopteri, Cyprinodontiformes, Nothobranchiidae. Gene Ontology annotation, cellular component: extracellular region. The record is from RefSeq and is a predicted model, not a curated record. Gene Ontology annotation, biological process: positive regulation of immune response; positive regulation of T cell proliferation; positive regulation of tyrosine phosphorylation of STAT protein. Gene Ontology annotation, molecular function: cytokine activity; cytokine receptor binding.